AUGCGAGACAGGCCAAUAAAAGGGGUACUCGAGGAGGACAAAUCAACAACCUCACUGCAAGUUCGCAAGCUCGUCCGCCUAACUAUAAAGCAUGAAAAUGGAGACUCCAAGGGAGCUAGCUCCCUUCUCUCACGACUGCAGGGAGUGAAAAUAAAUCCAACGGCCCAGAACAAAUUCGUGUACGGCGUGAUUAAGCGGCCGUCAAAUAAUGCUCUGUGGUGUUUCUGGUCAACUGCUGCAAGUCCUCCUUCAUUGACCAAGAUAGGAGACAAAACACCCGAAAUCCCAGGACCAAAAGGAAGAGAUACUCGAGGGAAGGCGAAAAGAACCCAAGUGGGAGGAGACGAACACAGGGACCCAGAACUCGAUAAGAUGAUGAAAAUAAGCACACGGUACGACGAAAGGAUUCAGCAGGAUCUCCUCCACCACAUCCCGGACGCGGAGAGGCAUGCCCAAUUACUGGAGCGGGAGAAGCAAGCAGACAGACGGGUUUGA
This is a messenger RNA of Histoplasma capsulatum G186AR, 495 nucleotides long. RefSeq lists its product as uncharacterized. The record is from RefSeq and is a predicted model, not a curated record. Lineage: Eukaryota; Fungi; Ascomycota; Eurotiomycetes; Onygenales; Ajellomycetaceae. The coding region runs from base 1 to 495 and encodes 164 amino acids. The transcript is spliced from 5 exons.